AUGAAGGAGUACAUCCCAAAAUUAGAAAAAUGGGAGAAAUCCAAUAGGAUUGCCAAAAUGAUAAUAAGAUGCUCCCUCUCAGUUAACAUGAUGAGGGGGUUUCUUUCUGAUGGAAAGAACAACGAGGGAUUAAGUGCUAAGGCGCUUCACAACUCCAUAAAAGCACACUUUAGAAAUGUUUUCCUUUUUGAUAAGUUAAUUAAUUCCUGUUAUGAUGGGAUAAGUGGUUUGGGUAACCACAUUAAAAACUUGUUUGAUAUGGCUUAUGAAUUGAAGGCACUUGGAUUAGAUGUGUCCAAUGAGUUUAUGGUCUUGCCAACCAUAAGUGAAAGGGGAGCAAAGUCUAAGGAGACAUUGAUGGAAUAA
Miscanthus lutarioriparius is the source of this 366-nucleotide messenger RNA. Lineage: Eukaryota; Viridiplantae; Streptophyta; Magnoliopsida; Poales; Poaceae. The record is from the annotation of a GenBank genome assembly.